Messenger RNA from Psammomys obesus (fat sand rat), 484 nucleotides. RefSeq names its product alpha-mannosidase 2-like. Lineage: Eukaryota; Metazoa; Chordata; Mammalia; Rodentia; Muridae. The record is from RefSeq and is a predicted model, not a curated record. Gene Ontology annotation, biological process: carbohydrate metabolic process. The transcript has 5 exons. The annotation marks the transcript as partial.
AUGACACAAAGAUGGCGGCUACAGAAAGGCUUUAUGCUACGAGACCAGGCCCAGCUGCCCGGCCAGCUUUCAAUCUUGCAAGAAAAGAUAGACCAUUUGGAGCGUUUGCUAGCGGAAAACAAUGAGAUCAUCUCAAACAUCAGAGACUCGGUCAUCAACCUGACCCUGCAGGCCGACCCCAAAGACUGUCUGUUUGCCUCCCAGAGCGGAAGUCAGCAUCCGGACGUGCAGAUGUUGGAUGUGUAUGAUCUGAUUCCUUUCGAUAAUCCAGAUGGCGGAGUUUGGAAGCAAGGAUUUGACAUAAAGUAUGAAGCGGAUGAGUGGGACAGUGAGCCCCUUCAAGUUUUCGUGGUGCCUCACUCCCAUAAUGACCCAGUGGCUCAUCAGACCUCGUCCUGUAUGCCGCAGUGCACCUACGUGGAGGCCGUGUUUCGACGGACCCCGUGGUUACUGUUUCUCCAUUUGCUCGUGCCUCUGUCCGGCA